This is a messenger RNA of Cottoperca gobio, 2574 nucleotides long. It is a transcript of the gene lrrtm2, whose product is annotated as leucine rich repeat transmembrane neuronal 2. Bases 100 to 1743 code for a protein of 547 amino acids. Gene Ontology annotation, molecular function: protein binding. NCBI's taxonomy places the organism in Eukaryota, Metazoa, Chordata, Actinopteri, Perciformes, Bovichtidae. The record is from RefSeq and is a predicted model, not a curated record. The transcript is spliced from 2 exons.
UCAAAAGGGUUUUUUCCCUUUGGAUUUUUCUUCCAUCUGGUUGCUCCAAGAGUCUGCGGAAAAGGACAGUUGAAUGCAGCCUCCGAUGUGCACAAAAGAAUGGGUUUCCAUUCAAGGUGGCCAUUGGUGGGACCUGCACCAGCGGCUCUGUGUCUGUGUGUGAUCAGCAUGCUCCUAGUGUGCCUGCUGCCUCCUGCAUCGUGCACAACCUGCCCUCAAAAAUGCCGCUGUGAGGAUCUGCAGUUCUACUGCGACACCCAGGGGCUUCAGGCACCCCCAGAUGGUGUGGACAAGGGGGCCCUGGGGUUGUCACUACGCCACAAUAGCAUCACUGAGCUCAGCCCUGACCAAUUCUAUGGCUUCAGCCAGCUCACCUGGCUGCAUUUAGACCACAACCAGAUUACAACAGUACAAGAGGACGCCUUUCAAGGGCUCUACAAGCUGAAGGACCUCAAUCUGAGCUCCAAUCGUAUCACCAAGUUGCCCAACACAACCUUCAUCCACCUCAUCAACCUCCAGAUACUGGACCUGUCUUUCAAUCAGAUGACUGCAUUGGAACCAGAACUGUUUCAUGGACUGAGGAAACUCCAGAUACUCCACCUUCGCUCUAAUUUACUUCGCACCACACCUGUUCGGGCAUUCUGGGACUGCCGCAGCCUGGAAUAUCUGGGCCUGAGCAGCAACCGUCUACGGAGUCUGGCCCGGAAUGGAUUUGCUGGGCUCAUCAAGCUUAAAGAGCUCCACUUGGAGCACAAUCAGCUGACCAAGAUCAACUUGGCUCAUUUCCCUCGCCUUGUUGCCCUCCAGUUUCUGUAUCUGCAGUGGAAUAAAAUCAGCAACUUAACAUGUGGCAUGGAGUGGACCUGGACCACUUUAGAGAAGCUGGACCUCACGGGAAAUGAAAUUCGUGUCCUGACAUCUGAUGUGUUUCAAACGCUGCCAAAUUUAAAGAUUUUGCUGCUGGAUAACAACAAACUAAGCAGUCUGGAGCCCCAAGUCAUGGAUAUGUGGCAGUCUCUGGGUACCAUUGGGCUGUCAAGCAACUCUUGGGAAUGUACCAAAAGGAUUUGCUCUCUGGCCACUUGGCUAAGCACCUUUAAGGGAAGGUGGGAACAUUCCAUUCUCUGCCAUAGUCCUGAAUAUGCCCAAGGUGAGGAGAUACUUGAUGCUGUUUAUGGAUUCCAGCUUUGCCAGAAUUUUUCAGCGCCGGUUGUUCAGACCAUAAGUACAACCACAGACGCUACUAUAGCUGCAGAGAUCACAAGCUCCUUGUUUGGAAUUAUGCAGCCGACCCCCACGCAGGACUAUGCAGAGGAUUUUGGGAGCUUUACCACAGUCACUACCACAACUACCACAACACCACCACGCACUGCUCAAGCAACUACCGCUACAUUGGAAGAGGCAGCUGUAACAGAGGACUUCUCUGCAAUGGACAACACUGUAAUGACUCAUAGGGUUAUCAUUGGAACUAUGGCCCUUCUAUUUUCAUUCUUUUUCAUCAUUUUCGUUGUGUACAUCUCACGGAAGUGCUGCCCUCCCACCCUGCGCCGGAUACGCCACUGUUCGGCUAUUCAGAACCGCAGACAGAUGAGGACCCAGCAGCGGCAGCCUAUGGCAGAUCUAGCUACACAGGUACCCUAUAAUGAGUAUGAGCCCAGCCAUGAAGAAGGGGCACUCGUGAUCAUAAACGGCUAUGGGCAGUGCAAGUGUCAGCAACUGCCUUACAAAGAGUGUGAAGUAUGAACUCUUAUUUAUUCCUAGAGCAUAUGGUUUGCCAUUUGACCAUUUCAGAUGAUACAGGGUUUGCUUUUUUUUCUAUUUUUUUUCCAGUUUAUGUAUAAAGCAUAAUUUCUACAAGUGAGAUUUAAGAAUAUGUGAGAAAUGUUGAAUGCAACAAUGACAGAGGUUGGACAUGACAGUUUAGGGAUGAUGUAGAGAUAGUCACAAAUUUAUUUUUCUAUGAAUGCAAGGUUGUUCAUAUCAGGCAGGGGCAAUCAUUUUAAACAAAAAAAUUGUAAAACUGUGAGAUUUGUCUUCACAUUAUCACUAUAUUCUGCAGCACAGAGAAAAUACUUAGCCAAAUGGCCCUCUGCUAAUGGAAUACAUUAAGUGGAGAAAUGUGAUUUAUGUCAUUUCUUUUUAAAAGUAAAUAUUUGAAAUCAUGUUUCAAACUGCACCACCGGCACUGUAAGCCAAUCACUCACUCACUGGGGAAAAUUAUUUGGAUCAAUUAUCAUAAUGUCUUUUGUUUUCCAGUUUCGUUGUUUUAAAGAUAACUAUUAUACAUUAAAAGACCAAAAUGAAAUUCUGAUUAAUAACUGAAAAAUAAGUCCUUAUUGUUAUGUUACAAAUAAAAAUAAAUACCCUUGAGAGAAGAACCCUGAAAUUAAAUUUAGCAUACACAAAUGUUAUUACAUUUACCAAAUGAGACACAAAUCAAUUAGGCACAUCUAUAAUCUUCCAUCAGAUCAAAGGCCUCUCAGUGUUUGUUUACAGAAUUUAUUUGGGCAGCCCACCCCAAAUAAAUGAUUGUUUUGCUUAAAUUUGGAUUAUUUCCAAAAAUGUUUAUUGUUU